Racocetra persica is the source of this 482-nucleotide messenger RNA. Lineage: Eukaryota; Fungi; Glomeromycota; Glomeromycetes; Diversisporales; Gigasporaceae. The record is from the annotation of a GenBank genome assembly.
GGAAAAAAAAAGAAGGAAGCAAAAAGAAUAAUGUUCAAAAGCAACAAAGAAGCGAAAAAAAAGUAAAUAAAGAGAAAGGAGCGAAAAGAAGCAAAAAACAGAGGAAGAAGCAAAAAGGAGCAAAAAAGGGUAAAAAAAAGAAGGAAGCAAAAAGAAUAAUGUUCAAAAGCAACAAAGAAGCGAAAAAAAAGAACCAAAGAAAAAGAACUGAAAAAAAAGAACCGGAAAAAAAGAAACAAAAAAAAACAGCAAGGCAAAAGCAGCAAAGCAAAAAGAACAAAGUAAAAACAGUAACACGAAAGCAGCAACGUGAAAGCAGCAACGCAAAAGCAACAAAACAAAGCAGCAAAGCGAAAAUAGCAAAGCAAAAACAGCAAAGCAAACAGCAAAAACAAAAUCAGCAAAAAAGAAAACAGCAAAAGCAGCAAAAGCGACAAAAGCAAAACAAAAACAACAAAACAAAAUCGGCAAAAAAAGAAUGA